AUGUCGACCAGCGAUGGCCCUUUCGAGUCCCGCGGCCCCAUCGUCCUCACCGUGUCCAUUGCCAUGAUUGUGUGCUCCACCGUCUUCGUCGGCUUCCGCUUGACCUCGCGCAUUGGCAUUGUCAAGAAGAUCGGCUGGGACGACUACUUCAUGGCCUUGGCCUGGUUGCUCGCCUUCGGCCUGUCCUUUUCCAUCUGCUACGGCGUCAAGUAUGGCCUGGGCAUGCACGAGGCCGACAUCCCCAAUUCCCAGGACCCGCCCCUCAGGAGACUGGAAUAUGUCUUCACCGUUCUUUACAACCCUUGCCUGAUGGCCACCAAAACGUCAAUCUUGGUCUUUUACCUCACCCUGUCCAAGAGCCACCGUGCCUUCCGGUGGGGCGUCAUCGCCGACCUUUUGGUCGUCAAUGUGGGCGGUGCCGCCCUCACCGUACUCAACAUCGUCCAGUGCCGGCCGAUUAGCGCCGCAUUCGUGAACCCCGUGCCACCCGGUGCCACUUGCACCGAUAUCGUCACCCUUUACCUGUCAUCGGCGCCGCUGAACAUCAUCACCGAUCUCGCUACCCUGUUCUUGCCUAUGCCCAUUCUGACAUCGAUGCGGCUCCCGAAAAAGCAGAAGACCAUUCUCGUCAUCACCUUUGGCUUUGGUGUUUUUGUGGCUGUCGUCGAUGUCGUCCGCAUCGUCUACCUCCAGUCGGCUGCUACCACGCGUCUACGAGACAUUCAAAACCACAUCAAGAGUGAUGACUCGAGGAACUAUGAACAAAGCGACUUCUCCUGGUACGCCUCGCUGUCCUUCUUGUGGAGCAGCAUCGAGGUCAAUGUUGGCAUCUGCUGCGGAUGCGUGCCUGCCUUGAAACCUCUCGUCUCACGCUUCCUUCCGAGAUUCAUUCGCGAUGCCGGAGAGACUGUUCAUUCCGUCACCCACCUUCGGGACACUUAUACAGACAACGAAAUGAUCAAUGCACAGAGGAUCCCAUCUGCUACUGAUCAAUCUCCAGCCAUCCCACCCGCAACUGCAUCCACCGGACCCGAGGAGCCCAUGGGAAUGCUGGAUUUCCUGACCACCCCGGACAUGAGGGAAUUGCCGGAAUGUGAGAGGACGCCGACUGCCUUGACGAACACGACAAGGCACACGCGCCCACGCACUCCCACUUUCUUUGAUUUCGUUUACCUGAAGAGGAAGAAGAGCUUGGUCCAGUUGACCAACGCUGAGUCGGUUUUUCCCGUGACAAUGGUCACCAUCCUGUUUUUCCUAUGGGGUUUUGCAUACGGUCUCUUGGAUGUCUUGAACGCACAGUUUCAAGCUAUAGCGGGCAUGUCCCGCGGCCAGACCAUCAGCAUCCACAGCCUCUAUUUCGCUGGCUACUUUGUCGGGCCACUCACCUACGGACGCAUAGUGCUGAAGAAAUACGGAUUCAAGGCGUGUUUCAUGUCCGGUCUGUGUAUCUAUGCUUGCGGUACACUGGUGUUCUGGCCCUCGGCCGUCUUGACCUCUUACCCGGCCUUCCUCAUCUCGAACUUCAUCGUAGGUCUUGGCUUGUCCACGCUGGAAAUCGCAGCGAACCCGUUCACUGUGCUCUGCGGGCCUGCCAAACACGCCGAAACACGACUCAACAUCUCUCAGGGAGUGCAGGCGAUUGGCACCAUCUUAUCCCCACUCCUGGCCAAGAAAGUGCUUUUCAAGAUUGACGCCGACUCACUCAUCGACGUGCAAUGGACCUAUCUCGGCAUCGCGCUCUUUGUAGUAAUGCUCGCUGUAGCAUACUAUUGGGUCCCCAUCCCAGAGGUUACCGACAUAGAACUCGAAGACAGCGCGGAACGUGGCGACGACGCAAACCAUGCGCUCCUCUUCAAUGUUCGUGUCAUCUGGAUCACCCUGGCAAUGGGCGUCCUUUCGGUGUUCUUCUACGUCGGCCUCCAGGAAUCCAUCUCUACGAGUUUUGUCACGUACAUGGGAGAGGUCGCGCCAUACAUCGACACAACCGACCACCUCGCCUACUCGCACACCGCCUUCGCCGUCUCACGUUUCCUCGCGGCCCUGGCAACCAUCUGGAUCAAGCCCCGCUACGUCCUCACGGUCUGCUACGCCGGCGUGCUAGCAUUCAGCGGCGCGUGUUUCCGCGAGACGGGGAACACGGCGGCCGUCAGCAUCGUCUUCGUCUACUUCUUCGAGGGGCCGAUCUUCUCGCUCCUGUUCGCGCAGACGCUGCGGGGCAUGGGCCGGCACACCAAGGAAGCGAGCGCCCUCCUCGCGGCCAGCAUCGCGGGCGGCGCCAUCUUCCCGCCCAUCAACUUCGCCGUCGAGAACGGGGCCGCCGAGGCCGAGGCCGGGCAGUACGGAUAUUACGGCUUCGUCGUGCCGAUCGCCGCGGCCGCCUGCGGCGCCCUCAUGCCGCUGUACUGCAACCUCGUCCCCAAGGUCACCGCGCAGGUCGAUCCCAUCGACGAGGCGCGCGCGGCGGAGCUGGAUCCGCCGUUGAGCCCGACGUCGGGCGCGCCGGGGACGCCGCGGUCGACGAGGCUGCGCACGCCGCGGUUGGGGACGCCCAGGCUCGGCACGCCGUGGAGCGCGGCGAGGGUGAUGAGGGGGAGCAUCGCGAAGGUUACGCGCAGGAUGAGUGGGAAGGAAGAAGCGCCGUCGGUGCAACAGAAAGAGAGGAGAAGCUGGCCGAGCUUGGAGUCGUGA
This is a messenger RNA of Diplodia corticola, 2688 nucleotides long. RefSeq names its product mfs general substrate transporter. Gene Ontology annotation, biological process: transmembrane transport. Gene Ontology annotation, molecular function: transmembrane transporter activity. The transcript has 2 exons. The coding region runs from base 1 to 2688 and encodes 895 amino acids. NCBI's taxonomy places the organism in Eukaryota, Fungi, Ascomycota, Dothideomycetes, Botryosphaeriales, Botryosphaeriaceae. The record is from RefSeq and is a predicted model, not a curated record.